UUUCGUGUAAAAAAUUUAUGUGUGUUACGCAAACUGCCAUACAAAGGUUGUUGCCGGCAAUACAAUGCAAUUCAAUUAAACAGCGCACUGCUCUUAAAAUGGAAGCCAAAAUCUCCAGCGGCUGCUGCUGCUGUUGCAACAACAGCUGAUCUUUGGCAUUGCAGAAGUGGGACGCAACAACAACAACGUAGUAUUUACACCACGAGUCGACUGUAUGCCAAGGAUUACUAUACAACGCUAGGCGUGGCCAAGAAUGCAAGUGGCAAGGACAUCAAAAAGGCAUACUAUCAGCUUGCCAAGAAAUAUCACCCGGACACAAACAAGGAUGAUCCCGAUGCCGCAAAAAAGUUCCAAGAAGUCAGCGAAGCUUACGAGGUGCUCAGUGAUGAUCAAAAGCGCCGGGAAUACGACACCUAUGGCCAGACAACGGAGAACAUGCAUCGUCAGGGUGGCGGUGGAUUUGGAGGCGCAGCUGGCGGCGGACCCUUUGGACCGGAAGGCUUCUCACAGAACUGGCAAUUCCGCUCGACCAUCGAUCCCGAGGAGCUGUUCCGUAAGAUCUUUGGCGAGGGAAAUUUCCGCAGCAAUAAUUUCGAUGACUUUGCCGAUUCCAAGUUUGGCUUUGGCCAGGCCCAAGAACUUGUCAUGGAUCUAAGCUUUGCGCAGGCGGCGCGUGGCGUCAACAAGGAUGUGAACAUCAAUGUGGUCGAUCAAUGUCCCAAGUGUGCUGGCUCCAAGUGCGAGCCGGGCACCAAACCGGGUCGAUGCCAAUACUGCAAUGGCACCGGCUUCGAAACCAUCUCCACAGGCCCCUUUGUAAUGCGUUCCACCUGUCGCUACUGUCAGGGUACACGGCAAUACAUCAAGUAUCCGUGUGCCGAGUGCGAAGGAAAGGGUAAAACAGUGCAGCGGCGCAAGGUGACGGUGCCCGUUCCCGCUGGCAUCGAGAAUGGACAAACUGUGCGUAUGCAGGUGGGCAGCAAGGAGUUGUUUGUGACGUUCCGAGUGGAGACCAGCGAUUACUUCCGACGCGAUGGAGCCGACGUGCACACAGACACGCCUAUCUCACUGUCGCAGGCGGUGCUCGGAGGCACGGUGCGAGUGCAAGGCGUUUACGAGGAUCAGUGGAUCAACAUCGAGCCAGGCACGUCGUCGCAUCGCAAGAUCGCGUUGCGUGGCAAGGGGCUGAAGCGUGUGAAUGCGCAUGGACAUGGCGAUCACUAUGUGCACAUCAAGAUCGAUAUACCCAAGCGGCUAAGCAAGGAGCAGAAGGCGUUGGUCGAGGCGUAUGCUGAGCUGGAGGAGGAUACGCCGGGACAGAUUCAUGGCAUGGCGCAGCGUAAAGAUGGCACGCAGGUGCGAGUGAAGACACCAAAGGAUCAGCAGGAGCAGCUAACAGCAGCAGUAAAGACACGACCGGGUCCAAAGCCAAAGAGGAGGAAUCGAAAUCAGGACAACAGCAAGGCGAAAGCAGAGACGGUGGCGAAAGCGGAGGCUUCUUGAACAAAAUUAAAUCCAUGUUCAACUAAGUUGAAAUGUGUUAAUUAAUGUUUUUUGUAAACGAUCGAAACCAGGCGUUACAAAUUAUUUUUUGUUAAUUUUGCCUUAAAGUCUUGUGUAAUCUUUGAGGGCUAUUCCAACAAAAUGAAGAAAAAUACACACAAAUACACAAACAAACCAAAUUCACUG
Molecule: messenger RNA, 1689 nt
Organism: Drosophila nasuta
Lineage: Eukaryota; Metazoa; Arthropoda; Insecta; Diptera; Drosophilidae
Product: protein tumorous imaginal discs, mitochondrial
Biological process (GO): protein folding; response to heat; negative regulation of apoptotic process
Cellular component (GO): mitochondrion
Molecular function (GO): ATP binding; heat shock protein binding
Source: RefSeq, a predicted model, not a curated record